Molecule: messenger RNA, 570 nt
Organism: Puntigrus tetrazona (Sumatra barb)
Lineage: Eukaryota; Metazoa; Chordata; Actinopteri; Cypriniformes; Cyprinidae
Gene: gip
Product: gastric inhibitory polypeptide
Exons: 5
Coding region: 119-433 (104 amino acids)
Biological process (GO): response to glucose; regulation of insulin secretion; response to starvation
Cellular component (GO): extracellular region
Molecular function (GO): glucagon receptor binding; hormone activity
Source: RefSeq, a predicted model, not a curated record
AUGCCAAAGUACUGUAUAAAAGACCAGUGCGGUUUGCUGUAGAUUUGUGCAUCAGUUUUAGCCAACAUACGGGCCAGAAGCAGAACCAUCACAGAACCAGAAAAGUAUUAAAGGAGAAAUGAAGGUUGCAUUUGCACUGGUUUUGAUAUGCCUGGGCAGUGCGUGGUCAUGCGCUGGAUCCCAGCCUCUUGAUAGCAGCUCACCAAAUGAGAUCCAGAAGUUUAAUCGCCGUUACGCUGAAUCAACCAUUGCGAGUGACAUCAGCAAAAUCGUGGAUUCGAUGGUUCAGAAGAACUUUGUUAACUUUCUGCUCAAUCAGAGGGAGAAGAAAAGCGAACCAACUAUGGAAGACACCCGCAUCUUCAAUGACCUGCUGAAAAAAGAGUUUGUGAUGUGGAUUCAGAGAAAAGGCGAUGCAUUCAAGAAUCAAUAACCUGCCUCUAAAGCGUCUUGAAGAACAGACCGGAUUCAAAAUUGAUUUGAAAUGUUUAGAUAAUCAUUGUAGCCUACUGAGUGUCAUCUAAAUUAUAAUGUCUUAAUUACAAUUAAAUUGAUUUUCAGAAUUAUAAA